Messenger RNA from Paramuricea clavata, 9693 nucleotides. The record is from the annotation of a GenBank genome assembly. Lineage: Eukaryota; Metazoa; Cnidaria; Anthozoa; Malacalcyonacea; Plexauridae.
AUGCCAUGGAAAACUUUCCAUAAUACCUCAGGAAAUCUUCAUGUGGUGGUAGAAUUCUGUCCUGGUGGAAACCUACGAAAUGUAUUGCUCAAGAGUAGAGUCGGCUAUCCUUCACCUGAAAACUCAUCGAAUUAUAUCAACAUGACAUCAACUUUAAAUCAUCGUCAAUUGUUAAAAAUUGCUGUGGAUAUUUCAAACGGAAUGGUUCAUCUUUCUUCUCAGAAGGUAUUUAGUUGUUUUACUAAUGUGUAUAUGAAAUCAUCACAAAUUUUCUAAUCAAUUAAAAUAAUUAAAUAAAUAAAUUAAAUAAAUUAUUCCCAAUUAAAUAAAUUAUUUCCUAUUAAAUAGCCCGCGUGCAGGCCCAAGGGAACUGAUAGUGGGCCUGCAAGCAAGGCCCGGUAUUUUGUAAAACGCCCCUUUUCAUAACACGCCCCAUUCGCGCGUCAAUUGUCAAAAAAGAACCAAUGACAGCAACCCAAAUAUUAACAAACAAACUCGCAUUAAAAUGUUGCGGGGUUUUCUCUGCUUUAAUAUUCAAAAUAGAAACAAUGUGUAAAUGCCUGUGUUAAAACUCUAAAGAAACAAGCAACGCAGCCAGUAAUUGCCAAAUUUACAAGUGCUCAUUUUCAACUAAAAUCGGAACAGGCAAAUUAAGACGGAUUUCAACAGAAAACCAGUCUCAAACUUCAAAUCGUGAGGGAAGUCGUGCGACCACAUCGGCAUUUAUAAUGUGUUCUUUGCUGUCGCCAUUGUUAUAAAUAAAUUGUCUCACUUAUCAGAUCGUGUGUGCAAUUCUUGUUGGCGGCGGAAAGUACGAAAUUUAUUUCAGUUAUUUCAUUUGGUGAGAACUCUACAAAAGAAGAGAGCGUUCAGAGUCCAGAUAAUACCGUCUUCUGUUUUGCUCUCUCAGCGAAGCCUUGUAAAUCGCAAAGUAUUUUGAAUAGGCUUACAUGCAACUGCAUCUCAACAUCAACCAAAAGAUAAUUUUCUUGAGGAACAUAUAACGUAUCAAGUCUGUUUGAAAUUAAUGAAACUCAAGUAAAGGUUACUAUAGUUCACCCCAGUCGUAUUAAAUGUUGCUAUUCCAACACUUCACGACAAGCAAUCCUCAUUGGCAUAACGGCAAAAACAUCUCUUUCUUCAAGUAAACAAUAAAUAGUCUGUUCUUUUUCCAUUUGUAAUCGAAAAAAGUGAUCAAUUUUCGAAUUUUAAGCUUAUCGAGAGCCUUUGUCUAUGCUUUUGUGAUGAAUCACUGACCUAAUUAUAGAAUCCAACAGCAAACAGCCAAUCAGAAUGCCGCGUUCGUGGGCGAACGCGGAAAGUACAAAAUACCGGGCCUUGCUUGCAGGCUCACUAUCAGUUCCCUUGGGCCUGCACGCGGGCUAUAUAAAUUAUUUGAUAAUUAUCAUUGGAUGGGAAAACCUUUUUCUAAACAAUCAGUAUUGCGAAGUCGGAGAACUGGUAAAAUACACACUCUUAAAACACCCUGGUUAAGAAUUUCGUGGUUAAUAUGCGUAUAUACUCCAAAGCAGCUGGACCCUGCUAAUAUGGUAACAUGAAGUGAUUCUUAACGAAUGCUAUUGUAUUAUCAGUUUAUCCAUCGUGAUUUGGCCGCUAGAAAUAUUCUCAUUGGAGAAGAUAAUAUGGCAAAGGUGUCUGAUUUUGGUUUGGCAAGAAAUAUUAGUGGAGCUGAAGAAUACAUACGAAAUAAUCAGGUAUAAAAUAUUUAAUUAACUAGAUCUUCUAGAAUGAAUACUGGCAUUUUUGUACAUAGCAGAAGCGAAAUAAGCAAUUGAAUUUAAUUUGAUUCACAAGACUCCCAUAGUGCACAAUGUACAGUUUUCAAUGCGCCGGUUUAUACCUUCAAUAUACAACCAGUCACAAUGCAACUUUUUAUUCAUUAAAACUCUAUACUGUUGUGUAAAAAUUGAAUUUUUGGGGGAUUUCAUUCCAAUACCUAAUAUACAGGGUGUUCAAUUUAUCUGAUAUAUACCUUGCCGUGAUAUUAUGAAUUUAAAGAUUGAAAGUUAUAUAACAUAACGUGAAUAAAGAUAAAGAGCAGAGCUCAGCAAAUAACUUUAAAACCAAACAUAAUAAAAGUAAAAAUUUAUUAGCUAACGUUUCGUUGUUUACCGCAAUACAACAUCUUCAGAGCAAUCUAAAUGAAUUUACAGGGUAUGGUAUAUACAGAAUAUUUACAAAAUAAUGGUUUAAUAUUACAAAAACGGUUACAUAGUUCGAAAGAACAAAUGAAUGGAAAGAAAGGAAAACAACUUAUCAGUAACUAGUUUUAAAAUUAGUAAAGAUUAAUGCUAAGUGCAUGGUUUGUAUAUAGUUAAGGUUAAUAUGACAUAACUAAAAUAGGGGUAGAUCUAAUAUUAGUAUUAAAGACAAGGUUGAGUUGAGAAAUUAAUAGGCUUUCACGGAUAAGAAGAUCCCACUCAGAAGUGCCUGAUGAUAGGAUUUUGAGAUCAGAAGCGAAGAUUGGGUGUUUGCGCAUGUGUUUGUGAGCGAGUAUACUAGACAUGGUCAUUACCAGAAAUAUGGGACAAGAUGGCGACGGACAUGCGCACUUUGACCAAAUAUGGCGGCCAAAUAUUACUAUAAACUAUAUGGGGGUUGAUCAAAAUGUCAAAUUUUAAUACACUUUGUUUAAAUAUUUCAUGGUUGCCGAGUUCGAUUAUAGUAGCGAUACGAACAAGAAUUGCACGCGUCUAGCUGGUUCCUGAGAAUGUUGUAUUUUUACUCGGAAUUCGAUGAAUUUCAUAGUGUAAUUCAUAGUAAAUUUGUGACACAAGAGGUAAAUAUCCGACGAAUAGACUAACAUCCAUUCGGGCGAUGCAAAGUGCCGAGUUCGCGAUAUAUUUGAUGAUGUCCAAACUGUUAAUUUAGCUAAAUAAAUCGCUUUAUUUUCCAGGGAAACUGGUUCCCGAAACGUUUAAAAGUUCGCCUUUUACGGUUCUUGUAUGUCGCCAUUAGGCCAUCUUAAUAUCCAAAAACGACAAGUUUUAAUACAAAUUUGAGCUGUUUCGAGCAGCCAUGUUUCUUGUUUAUUUUGAAAGACUAGAUCCAGGCUCACUCACGUAAAAACACAGGGAUAUUUUUGGAUUUUUUAGGAUAUUUGCGAUAUUUUAGUCAUGAUAAAAAUUUGCGCGGUUAAAGGUCAAAAUACCGGAAGUGAUCAGCAAAAACUGCAAAAUAUAGUUUAAAAUCACAGUUUUUGGUUGAAUAAUACUUGAAUUGGAGAUUCAAAGUAAAAUGCGAAGUCGUUUUACUUAUGUUAGGCAAUGUUAGGCAUAUAAAACUGACUUAGCCGCUGACAACUAAAGCGGGAGCAAAAUGUCCCAUAUUUCUGGUAAUGUUGAGAUAGAGCGUUCUUUUCCAGUCAAAAGCGAGAUUUCCAUAUGCUCUGAGACACGUGUGUGAAUGCGCCGGCGUGUUCGGCUACCAAUCAAUGCGCUAAUAGCAUUGACACGUGAACUGAUACACAACAUGUGAUCUCAGGGCAAUGGGAAUCCUGUCUUUAAAUGGAAAGAAACUAGGAAGGCGACAAGAGGGACGGAAAACAACACGUAUGGAAAUAUUUGAUUGAGCAGAAGCAAGAACUUUACUAAUUUGUGAACGGAUAUGUAGACCAUGUUGUCCAGUGAAAGGAAGGCAAAGGUAAACAAUUUUCUUGGAACAUGUAUCGACCUUGUCUUUGGUGUUAUAAAUCCUGUCAAGAAAUGUCUUAAUGCAACUAUCUAUAAGUGCUUUAUAGGAUAACCAUUGGAAAAAAAUGUUUUCUUAAAAUUUUCCAUUUCAAAACUGGAAAGGUAUCUAAGAAGAACAAAUAUUGAAAUAUCGAGACACAAGAGAGAAAGGAAGACCUUUUUUCUACAUCAUUGAAAUAAAGCUAUCAAAGUUUGUGAAUAAGCCGGUUGAAGUGCAUUUGUGAUGGACAGAGGUCGUGAAUGCACUUCAACCGGCUUAUUUACAAACUUUGAUGUACCAAAAAGGUCUCCUUCUCUCUUAUAUCUCGAUAUUUCAAUAUUUGUUCUUCUUACAUAUCUUUCCAGUCUGAAAUGGAAAAUUUUAAGAAAACCUUUUCGUCCAAUGGUUAUCCUAAAACACUUAUAGACAGUUGCGUUAAGACAUUUCUUGACAGGAUUUACAACACCAAAGACAAGGUCCAUACAUAUUCCAAGAAAAUUGUUUACUUCUGCCUUCCUUUCACUGGACAUGAUGGUCUACAUAUCCGUUCACAACUUAGUAAAGUUCUUGCUUCUGCUUACUUACAUAUUUUCAUACGUGUUGUUUCCGUCCCUGUUGUCGCCUUUCUAGUUUCUUUCCAUUUGAAGACACGACUCCCAUUGCCCUGAGAUCACAUGUUGUGUAUCAGUUCACGUGUCAAUGUUGUAGCGCAUUGUAUGUUGGCCAAACACGCCGACACAUUCACACACGUGUCUCAGAGCAUAUGGGAAUCUCGCCUUUGACAGGAAAGGAACGCUCUAUCUCAACCAUGUCUAGUAUACACUCGUUCACAAACAUGCACAUGCACAAACACCUAUAGUCUCCGCUUUUCAUUUCAAAAUCCUAUCAUCUUAUCCGUGACAGCCUAUUAAUUUCUCAACUUAAUCUUGUCCUUAAUGCUAACAUUAGAUCUACCCCUCUUGAGUUAUUUUAGUUGUGUAAUAUUAACCUUAACUAUACUAUAACCAUGCACUCAGCGUUAAUCUUUACUAAUCAAAUAGUUACUGAUAAAUUGUUUUCCUUUCUUUCCAUUCAUUUAUUCUUUCAAACUAUGUAACCGUUUUUGUAAUAUCAAACCAUUAUUUUGUAAAUAUAUAUAUCAUACCCUGUAAAUUCAUUUAGAUUGCUUGAAGAUGUUGUAUUGUAAACAAAGAAACGUUAGCUAACAAAUUUUUAGUUUUAUUAUGUUUGGUUUUAAAGUUAUUUGCUGGGCUCUGCUCUUUAUCUUUAAACUAAGAUUUCCGCCUGGUGUAUCAAUUGCCACAGUUAUAACCUGAAUAUUUAAUUAAAAUUCGCAGAUAGGCUAUACACUGUAAAUUUCAAGGAAUUAGAUCAAUUCCAAAAGUGUCAUUCUUUCUUUCCAUUUUUGGUCACAGAAUAAUACUUUUGGUUUAAUUGAUUCAACUCCUUGAAAUUUACAGUGAUGUACGAAUGGGGAAAAAUAAGUGUCUCGUUAACGUUGAGUCUAGUUGAUUAGUCCAGUGCAUUACAGUUAUUAAGUGGUUAUUCGGUUUUGUAGAAUUUACUUCCUGUUAAAUGGAUGGCAUUGGAAAGUUUACUUCACGGACGUUUCACAACAGCCAGUGAUGUGUAGGUUUAUAUGUUCAUUCUAUCAUUCAAAUAUGUUUUUUUAAAUUUUUAUGAGAUGAUGUAAAAAACAAGCCUGGUGCACAGGACGUCCCCUCUCAACUUUCUUGUGUAAAUAUUUUUUCAACACUUCUGAGUUGAAUAGUGUCCACGAAUUAACACUCCGUUUCUUCAGAAAGUAGAAAUAUACCACCAAUGCUAUGCGCCAAGCAGCCAAAAUUACAGUCACAUUUUGGAAGAAAAAGCAUUCUUUCAAUAAUUGCCCGUAUGGUUUUAAAGUCAGAAGAAUGCAGUAUACACGAUAAACACCGCUAGAAUGUAAAUGCCAAAAACAGCAUUCGAAAAACACGUUAAGGUGACUCGAUACAAUUUUUUUAGAAUAGGAAAAUUUGCGAUUUAUAGGUCCGUAUUUUUGAACAAGUAUUACUUGUUGAAAAACAAAAAGCGUCAUAUUUAUAUGUAAAACAGUAUCUAAAGAGAAAAUUUUCCACAAAAGUUAUACGCAACUGGUGUUGCUAUUGCAACAAUGACGAUUCAAUAUGGCGGAUAUAAUUUAACGCGUAAACGACGUCGGUGAUCUCCAAAUUUUAUUUCAUAAUAAUAUUUCUCUUAGUAUACUCAAAUAUUUUGACAAGUAUUUUAAAAAAUUCUGUUGAGCCAAAUUGUUUAAAAUUACGUCAAUGUGAUUAUUUAUAUUUUUGUUGGCUAACAACACUAAUCUGUAGCUCAUGAUGCAUGUGUAUUUAUUGAUAUAGAUGGAGUUACGGCAUUCUUCUUCAUGAAAUUGUGACUCUAGGUAAGAUAUACCACUGUAGCAGAAAACACUGCUGGUAACAAGCAGCUUUUGUAUAUUAAUAAUGAGUUCGUAGUUUUCGCAAUAUAUAAUGUAAAGAUUAAAUUUUUAUAGUUAGCUGAUGCUCACUCGAUAAUUUUUUUGAAGUUAGCACUGUCUUAUGGUAACGCAUCUCCUUCGUUAAUCGUGCUUCUGACUAUUCCAUACAUUUAGGAGAAGAGCCAUAUAAAAACAUUCCUCCAUAUAAUAUUGCCAUUCACGUGGGAUCUGGAUGUCGAAUGUCGCAGCCAUCGCAAUGUUCUGAUGAAUUGUAAGUUUUCCAGUCAAGAAAAAUUAUAUUAUUUAUGUUAAUUUGCAUUAUUAACAUUAUUACAAAAGUUCUUACCAUUCAUGAUGAUGAGAAUCAAUUUUUUCUUAUUGGUUUCGCAGCGUAUGCCCGAACUUCCAAGUCACCUGAACCAGAGAUUCGCGCUAAUCGCAUAUGCGAAAAAUAUUCGUGCCCCAUUCUUUAACAAAAAUAAUUAUAACAUUUGAACGAAUUGCAUUCACGACCAACGUCACGGCGUUACCACACAUCAGUAAGCGGUUUCAUCAGCGUGCAUAUAGUCAGUUUCAUAGAUAUCUUAUAAUUUAUAGACUAGAUAGCGCAUCUCUUUUAGUAAAAUUGAAGCCAAGAAUAUUCCAGCGGUUACCCCCAUUUGAAUCAUGAUGGCGCCGGUCAUGUUGGAGUUUCCCACUCGCUAAUAAACGCUUAAAGUCCUUAAAAACAACAAUAUCUUUCAUCAUUUGAAUAGUUUAAAAAUGUAUUUGGAAUAGGUUUACCUUAAUAUUUAAGUUCCGUGUUUAAGAAAUAGAAAACAUACGAAUCUUCUCAUUUCAUGGGAAUAUCCUGAGUCUGCAAUGACGGCUUCAAUUUUUGAAUUGUACAAUGAUUAGAUGCACUAUCUAGUGUAUAUAAGAUAUUUAUGGUCAGUUUACGUGGGAUUUCAUAUCUGACAGGUGUAUCACACACCAACAACAAUUUUUUGCCCGAAAGCGCUGUUUGCCUAAAGCAUGGGACGUUAAUACUUAUCCUCAUCCUUGAAAUGGCGCUUUGGGAACUAUAUGUAGCAAAAGAGCAUUCGCAUGCACCCAAUUGGCAGUCACGUGUCCUUCUGUGUCACUCUCAUGUUGCUGGACUGUCAUGCAUUUGCGUCGUUAAUAGAAAUUUUAAAUUAUUUCAUUCCUCAAACUAGCAUAGCAUGCGAAACAUGUCUAACACAGUAGGCUAUUACACCAUGCUUAUAGUGUCCAGUGAGGUAAAUAAUUUGUUAGUUGCUUCUUUGCCGAGAUACUAAAAAUUAAAUGCAAACUCAAAUACACUGCAUGCAAUACACAGGGUGUAUAAAAGAGGUAAUCCAAAUUUGACAUGUUAUAGGGCGUUUAGGUAUAUAUAGGUUUCCUGUUUUCAUAUACUUAUGUAAAGAUCAGAAUUUUUGCUGUCAAAUGACACUCUUUCUGUAAUAAAAGAUGUAUUAAAUCUGCUUCCAAUUUUCGAACAAAUGCUGGUUACCUAUUUGGAAAGAUUUGGAACUCAAGUUCAAUCCGCAAACUUUCAGGUUUGUGAAACGUUUCAACAACGAAAAUUCAUUGUCAUACUGGAGUUGAAAUUUACCAGGACUUGAUGUUCAUCAAUCCAAACCUUAUUCCAUCUUUAUUCAAGGUCUUAAAUUUAAAAAUACGAGUAAUUUUAGUAUACUCAACAAAGGCGCGGAUAAAUGCAAUUUCGACCGCCCAUUUUAAAUCUGCAUGAUCGUAUAUUUGGCUAUUUAUCAUGAAAAUGAUAGAAAAAAGGUACCAUUUGAUAGCUUAAAGCCUAAACAUUAUUCGCAUAUAAUAUAUCUAUAAACUUAAUACCAAACGCACGAUAAUAUAUGUGCCGCCAAAGUUAGAUUACCAUUUUUUAUACACCUGUGUACAACACCGUGAACUUUUUGAAAAACAUGAAAGCAUGUCGGAUACCUACUGUAAAGGGAUACGUCAAACUUAUUUAAUAUUAACUUUAGCGUUUAAUAUUAAUUUUAGCGUUUUCUAUUUGAUACUCAUUUCUUAGUUAUUGUUCGAUUUUGAACAUAUAGGUAUGAAAUAAUGAGAAAUUGUUGGAAAGUUGAACCAAGCGAAAGACCCACAUUUGAAGAUUUGCACGAAUCCCUUCAUGGCAUGCUAAUGGCUGAUGAGGUAUUGUUUUUCAUAUAGCCAAUCAUUCAUUCGUAUUAAAACAGCAUGUAAUAUGUAUGAAUUUGUUUUUUUGAAGUUUACAGAUCGAAUCUCUGAAAUCAUCUCGUAAAUAAAUUUUAGUUUUAUUAUAUGACAAUGGCGUAAUUUUCUAUGCAAAUAAGGUUAAUGAGAACACGAGAAUAUAUUUUCCCGGCCUGAACGGUUUUGUUUCUGGUUAGGAUGAAGCAAACAUUCGACUUUUAGAGUGAAAAACACUAGGUCAACGCAGCAAAUGAACUUUUUAAUAAAGUUUUUCAAAUGUUAUGAACAGUUGAACAGUACAAGAACAACACUAUAAAAGGACACUCAGCGAACUAUAGUUGCGAGCAAUUUUAGGUAAUAUAUUUUUUAAAUUAAUGAAAACCAAGCAUGGCAACUUAGUAUCAUUGCUGUUCUACUACCCGGCUAUUAUAUAGAAUUUAAAAUUAAUGAAACAACAAAAAAUUGUUGCUCCAUUUAUUUAUUUCUUUAUCUAUUAUAUAUAGUGGCUCAAUACAGUUUUCAAAACUUUAGGUGUACAAUAGUUUUGACAGUUUUAAACGUCGUAGCUAUAUUUUUAGGUUUUACGGCGUAGAUACCAGGAUAUUCAUCUAUUUUCAUGUUUCUUUUUUCAAUUUAUGUCAAUUUUGAUGACACAUAGUUCGUUAAUAUGGCAAUACACGCAUACGAAAUUCAUUCCAACAUAGCCUAUUGCUUUGGUCAGUUGAAAAAAAAAAGCACGGUGACCCCCAAUUUCUUUUUCGGGGAAUAUUUGACUUACAACAUAGACUAACCAUAAGGAAAAAUUAAUAUAAAAAUUCUGUAAUGUCAUUUUCAAAAAAUCGCAAAAAUGCCAGUUUCUCGAUAAAAUCUUUUUGGCAUCACAGAAUUUUUUUUGGUAUAUUGAAAGACUUUUGCAGUACAAUACAGUGUGCAAAAUUUCAAAAUAGAUCACUGCACGAAAAAAUGAGAUAUAGCACACUGUUUUUCAAAAAUUGGCAUUUCUAAUGACGUCAGCAACUGACACGUAGGGGCCUACAAUCGCGCGAGAUGCAUGGCAUGAGCAAGGCGCUACGUCAGGUCAUAUAUAUAGCUUAAAUGAGUCAUUUCGUUAAUAUUCUCGGAGACAUGAAUGGUCACGUGGUUUUGGUCAUAUAGCAUAACGCUUUGUUUUCGCGACUCUUGUGUGUAUUAAUGUAGCGAGCCACCUUAAUUUAUUUACUUAUUUAUUUCUUUAUUAGAAAUCGUACAUCAAUAUCACGCAAGUGGUUAAUGAAGGGUCACUGACAACGACAAUGAAGCCUGCAAGACGUCUUUCUGGUGAAGAUGAGUCGGUAAAUGCAUGA